This is a messenger RNA of Cooperia oncophora, 1593 nucleotides long. The record is from the annotation of a GenBank genome assembly. NCBI's taxonomy places the organism in Eukaryota, Metazoa, Nematoda, Chromadorea, Rhabditida, Trichostrongylidae.
AUGCAGGAGCUGUCUGCUGCUGAACUUUCUAUGCUAUGGUUGUUGCGCGAUCGUCAUACCACUAAACAAGCUGUGGAGAAAGCUAUAUUGAAUGAGCUACCUCUGUGGCCUGAAGCAGUUCAUUUGGCUCGUGCGUAUCAUAGGUCGAAAAAAGACUUGGCUGGUGGGAAAUACUAUAUACUCGGAUCAGAUUUUGUCGAGAACGAAAGGAAUUCUCCAUACUCGUAUCACGAGCUAGGUCGAUAUCCUAUAAACAAGCGAAGAAACGCGUCUGUUCCUAGAAAGUCCUCACCAGAGAUAUCAGAAAAAGAGUCAUUAAGAAUAGACGCCCUGGACUACCAAACUCCUUUGACUUCUUCGGUCACCACACAAUUUCCACCGAUAUCGGAAUUGCUCAAAGACAGGGAGUCGGCGAGGGAUCGUUUUGAGUUGGAUAAGAGCAGACACAUCCAACUGCUCCAUGGCAGCGGUGCACCAACAACAUUCGAGAACAUCGAUAGAAGCGCUCUGGAUAUCUGCCAGAUUUCUGGAGAUGGCGGUUCUGAAUGUGAGGCAGGAGGGGAUGAUGUGGCUCGUCUCGCCUUAGCCCAUUCAUCUGGUGAGCUGCGAGUGGCUACGGUUUCCGUCGAGGACGAGUCAGCAAUGACGACACAGGAAGCUAGCCCAAGCGCUCCUCCUAUUCUCGGAGAAUUGCUAGAGCAGGGACAGAGCGCUGCCGCUGGAUUGCUACCGCUUGAAGACGUUCCGAAGGAAUGUGCCCUCCCAAAUGAACCUCCUAUCUUCGCUGAUUCGAACCGUGCGACUCUUCCGGAAAACGAGUCACCUCCAAGCCCAGUGCGGAAGCCUAUUUUUGACUUUUCUGAGUUCGAGUCGGAAAUAAUGCGUCAGUGUGAACGACUCUUUAGACCUCGUUCUCCCGUUAGAAAUUUCAGUCGCAUGCUCUCCUUGGAGGAUUUUCGAGAAAUGAGUAUGAGGGACGAGAGUUUUAUGGCUUUCGCGAAAGAAAGAGGAACAUCGACAGGCGGUAACUCUGAAAUGGAGGAUGUUGAAGCUGCGGUUUUAGCUGAGUUCGACAAAAUCGAUGAAGAGUUGGAACAAGCUAUCAUGAGUGGAGAAGUUAUGGAAGCGGGUGAGGAGAUCAACGCCGGUGAUUCUUUGCCAAACGAACCUAGUACUUCUGACAAAGAGAAACCUAAGCGAUGCUACGUUUAUCCAUUUGAUGAUAGCUCAAGCGUUAUCUGUUCGGAUUACUCGGAUGAUGAUAACAUAGGCACCAAUAUAUUUAUGGAAAUAAGUGAACAUCGUAGAGUGGAAGGAGCGUCAAGUCCAAGCAGUUGUAGCGAUGAUAGUGAAGCUGCUCCUCAUCCCAAUGUUUUCGUUUGGUUACCUCAAACAUGGACCUAUGAUAUAAAUCUAGUUACGAAUUUCCGAGCUCCUUCACCAAGUGCCAGAUGUGAUGUGGUGAUAAGUAGGCCAGAUACAGAAUAUGCUGAGUCAACAGUAUUAGGUGAGAACCGACGCGGGAAAGAGUUUCGAGUUCUUUCACAUAUUCUAAAAAUCCGUCUCAUUGCGGUGGAUGCAUUUGCCUCGUAA